Annulohypoxylon maeteangense is the source of this 1243-nucleotide messenger RNA. RefSeq lists its product as uncharacterized. NCBI's taxonomy places the organism in Eukaryota, Fungi, Ascomycota, Sordariomycetes, Xylariales, Hypoxylaceae. The record is from RefSeq and is a predicted model, not a curated record. The transcript is spliced from 3 exons. Bases 1 to 1155 code for a protein of 384 amino acids.
AUGACGACGAGCAGAUCCGGUGCAAAAUCCGAGCCAGCUUCCAAGAAGGAUUGCGGUGAGGACAUCGCCUUGAAACACCAGCUUGAUACGAAGGGGUCGCCAGAAUCUAAGCGCACAAAGAAAAACGAUGGUGACAAGAAACAGCAGACUAUCGAAGAUACGCUUCCGAGUCCUACUGGAGCCUAUGGAGAUGGCACGAACCGGGCGCGACCAAAUAGUAACAAGAAGGGAGAGGAUAGAAACGAUCAUCAUGACACGAAGUGUUCGAAAAAGUCGGAUCAAAUCGGCUCCGCAGAGCAGAGAGGAGAGAGGCAAGGUGUGGUCCCAUCGAAUAUCUUAGAGAAGGGCAUUGUCUAUUUCUUCAUCCGUGGAAGAGUAGGUAUCGACGUACCGAGCAGCGUGUAUGACAUCCGCCGUAGUUACAUCGUCCUACGACCGCUAAGCAAAGACGCAAAGCCCGGCAAAGGUACGAUUGACGACGCUGGAAAUAGCCGCCUAAUUGCUAUUCCUAAAAAAGUGCUUCCCUCGAGUGGGAAGGAUAGGUGGAUCGCAUUCGUUGAGAAAGCCCAUGCCUCGUUCCAAACACUGAAGGAUAAGUUCAUCUCGGCUUCUGACUAUGCGACUAAGACUGCCGGCGUGCGACACACUCCCGCCGCCACCCCGAUAGCAGAGGGUAUUUAUGCUAUCACCAGUACCGGUCGCGAGAGUCAUCUUGUGUACAUGAUUACUUUGCCGGUGGAUCUCGGUGAAGUACAGAAAAAGAUCGGGCUCAAGGAUAAAGGAAGUUUCAUUGUUAGUACCAGAAACCCGCAAUAUGAAGCUCCAAAAGGCGCUGCCCUCCCUCAAGGGCCAGAUUAUCCUAAAGAAAUUCAAGACGAAUUUAGGGCCCUGCGGUGGUUUGCAACCCAACCCAAACACCUUGAUUUCGUAAACACCCAAUUUCUUCUCAUUGGCGAAUCGAAUGGUAUCAAGAAAGCGACCGAGGUACAGAAAGAUCAAAAAGAGGGACAGGAGAAGCCAGUAGAAGAGUUAGAGAAAUUGGAAGAGGAGGACACGCACCGGAUGGAAAGUUUACGAGGAGAUGAUUCAGCAGCCAUCUUUGCAGAUCUACAAGCGCAUGCUAAAGACCAUCCUAGAUUGCAGACAACAUUCUAAAGUUCGAAAUGAAAUAUUUAGACUAAAGCAAAUGUAGAUACGUACGAGGCAGUUAUAGAAAGAGAAUGUGGGGGCGAUGCGAUACGCU